Messenger RNA from Kwoniella botswanensis, 1695 nucleotides. RefSeq lists its product as uncharacterized. Gene Ontology annotation, biological process: positive regulation of transcription by RNA polymerase II. Bases 1 to 1695 code for a protein of 564 amino acids. Gene Ontology annotation, molecular function: protein dimerization activity; RNA polymerase II cis-regulatory region sequence-specific DNA binding; DNA-binding transcription factor activity, RNA polymerase II-specific. The transcript has 5 exons. The record is from RefSeq and is a predicted model, not a curated record. Lineage: Eukaryota; Fungi; Basidiomycota; Tremellomycetes; Tremellales; Cryptococcaceae.
AUGGGUAGAAAGAAGAUUGAGAUUAGACCUUUGACAGAUGAACGGAAUAGGAAUGUGACUUUUCUCAAGCGAAAAGCAGGAUUGAUGAAGAAGGCAUGGGAAUUAUCGGUCUUGUGCGGUGCAGAUGUCAACAUACUCAUUUUCAAUGCUGCUGGUAAAGCCUAUGAGUUCUCGAGUAAAGAGUUGGACGAGGAGAUCGAUAGAUAUAUGGAUUACGAAGGGAUGAUUGAACGUCGUCGUGCGCCCGAAUUCGCAGCUAUGGCUUUAGCAGGUGAAGAUGACGAAGACGAGGAUGAAGAUGAGGCACCAAGGAGAGGGUCAACUUCAAAGUCUACCGCCAAUAACACGGCAGGUGCGAACGGAGCAGUACCAAGGAGUUUGAAAGGUAAAGAAUCAUUCAAAGCUCGUACACCCCGGUAUUCAGAUAAAGGUAAAUCGUCCUCGUCAAGGUCUAGUAAACAUAACAAGAGUAAGAGGAGGAAGGAAAGGAGUGAAAGUGAGAAAAGAAGUUUUAUCGAUUCGAUCUUGAGUCAAAGUGAGAGUGAUUCGCAAGAUGAUGAUGAUGAUCAGGAUGAGAGGGAGAGUGGGGAUACGAGGAGAAAGAGGAAGGAGAAGGAGAAGGAAAGAAGUAGGGAUAGACGUGAGAGACAGAGAACAGGUGGAUAUGUAAGGGAUGAAAGGUAUAUUCAGUCUGACAAAAACGCCGCUGCUCUUCAAUAUGCCAUGAGCAUGCAUUCGGCACAUCCCCAUGGACAUGGGCACGGACACUCACAUGGCCAACACGAUUCUCGAUUCUAUCAACAACAUAGGUAUCAUGAUGAGCCUGGCUCAAAUGCUCAACUACCAGUUGAUAUACCUCAAUUACCCAAAUUGCCCUCGGACGGUACUUCGUAUAGGACAUCAAUGACUUCUGGAUUAGGCAGUGGUAGUGGUGGACAAUCAAGUUCGAUCUUUUAUGGUCAUUCUCAACCUUCCAAUUCAACUCAAUAUAUCUCCAAUUCCCUCUCUCAUCAAUACUUACCUUCUUCCAUCGAACCCUCCGUACCCUCCCAAGGACAGUACAGCAACAAGUCCACGUCGUCGCAAGGUAUGGUUAGUGUACCUGGACCAGGCGGGAUCCAAUGGAACGAAAAUCUAUUAGCGAAAUAUGCCGAAUUUCAAUUACAGCAGAAUCAUCAGAAACAACAGAGAUUGUUAUUGGAGAGACAGAGAUUCCAAUUACAGCAAAUGGGCGUACCGGUCGAUGAAAGGAGUUUGUUAGAUGAGAUCUUCGGUGGGAAUUUAUCUCAAGCGCAGGCUCAAGGACAAGGGGAAUCACAAGCUUAUGGAUCUACUGCCGCUGGAGGAGGAAUGAUUUUACCUAUAGAGGAGUCUACUCCGACAGGUACAGGUAUAGGUACAGGUGGUUCAGCAGAUUUCGUUUGGCCUUUAGCGAAUAAUCGAUCGACAACUACGAAUCAUCCUGAAGAUCAAUUUAUGCCGCAUGAUCAAAGUGGCAGUGCUAGUAGAAAUUCCAUACCGAUACCUGAUGAGAGUGUUCAAUGGGGUGUCCAAGAUGGAUACACGGUAGAUAGAGAAGAUUUGAAUUUACCUAGUCCAGUAUCGAAUGGCCCAGGACCCGGACCUGGAGCAGAGGGAAAGAGAAAGGCGAUGAUGUUUAGGGAUAAUGAGGAGGUCAAACGAAUGAGGAUAUAG